AUGCCGGGACUAGAGGAGUUGACAGACCUGGACGCAGAUGCACGCGCGCUACCUUCGACCUGGCGCAGCCUUGCAGAUAUCAGGAAACACGUGUUUAGUCCGGGGUACGUUGUGGAAGAGGAGGCUGGCUGCUGCACCGGUGUGGCAGAGUCUGCCAGGCCACCCCUUGCUGCUGCCAGUGUGGUUCUUUACGGCUUCUUUGCUGAGAGAGCAUGCCGAAAGCGAGGUCGAGGCAAGGAGGCGCGUGUCGCAUGCGCAGGCUGCGAUGACAGCGCUGACAGAGCGCCAGGCAGACACCAGAGGAGCACAGUGCGGCCCAGCUGCUGUAGCGCGACCUUGCGCAGCGCGGUCUUGGCGGUGCUGCACGCCGCCCACGAAUCCAUCGGCAGUCCCGAGGCUGUCAGCCACGGUGACUGUGUGGUGAUUGUGCACGUCACAGCCACGAGAGAAGACUUGAGGCACGCAUCACCCAACACAGCUAGCCGCGCGCCUGUGUGGUUUAUGGACGGGGUGUGCGUAGCAGAAGACAUUCCCCGAGCUUACCGAGCGGUGUGGACGAGCCCAGCGAUUUCAUCCGAGCCACCGGUGCACUCCACCACUGAGAGUACCACCGCGGAUGCUGCUGCCCUGUGCACUUCCGGCGCUUCUUCUUGCACCGCGGCGGCGGAAGGACAGCUGCGGGCGCAGGUGACACGCGUUGGAGACGGUUGGUGCACCGGAACUCCUUUGUGUGGUGUACGGCUCAUGUGGGUGUCACCGGCGUCACGCAGAUGUGGGGUGGGCUAUUCGAUGAUUGAACGUGCCCGGCAUGCCGUGUGCUACGGAUUCGUGGUGCCGGCGGAGCACGUCGCCUUUAGUGAACCCACCGCGAUGGGGAGUGCCUUUGCUCGCCGGUACCAAUCGCGACAAGACUUCCUUGUAUACCAUUACUGA
Messenger RNA from Leishmania mexicana MHOM/GT/2001/U1103, 933 nucleotides. RefSeq lists its product as hypothetical. Gene Ontology annotation, molecular function: protein-lysine-acetyltransferase activity. The coding region runs from base 1 to 933 and encodes 310 amino acids. The transcript has a single exon. The record is from RefSeq and is a predicted model, not a curated record. Gene Ontology annotation, biological process: mitotic sister chromatid cohesion. Gene Ontology annotation, cellular component: chromatin; nucleus. NCBI's taxonomy places the organism in Eukaryota, Euglenozoa, Kinetoplastea, Trypanosomatida, Trypanosomatidae.